AUGGGGAACCGUCGUAUUGGGGGGAAUUCGCGUGUCCUUCGCAAGAAGAAAUUGAAGGUAUCUAAGAGAAGUACCACCCUAGGUGGUGCCUCCACCGCCUCUCGAGUAGCAACAGCAUCCACAGCAGUCACUGCAGGGGGAUUCACCGUAAAGAAAACAGGACUGCGGCUCAAAAAGUCCGGUAGUCGAGCAGCCGCGGAGAAGAAACGUUUAGCCGCACUGAGAGCCCUACAGAAGGAGCGCAGUCAACUACUAAAGCGACAGGCAGCUGAGCGAAUGGUGUUGAAAGAACACACACGAGAUUUGGAGGCACGACGACAGCGAAUUCGAAAGGGUGAGAACGCAAAGACGGAGCGGCGAGAACUUGGAAAGUACAUCCGACAAUUAAGAGAGGAACAGACAUCAAAGCAUGAGUCUGAACUGCGUGCUAUUGAAGAAGCUAUUAAAAUACAGGACAGUACGAAGCGGUGUAAUACGAAGCGAGUGGAAGAAGAUUGGGAAGAUAUAGAAGAUGAUGACGUGGAUGAAAUUGAUGAAAACGAGCUGCAGGACAUGUUUGCUCAUCUAACUACAUAA
Molecule: messenger RNA, 576 nt
Organism: Trypanosoma theileri
Lineage: Eukaryota; Euglenozoa; Kinetoplastea; Trypanosomatida; Trypanosomatidae
Exons: 1
Coding region: 1-576 (191 amino acids)
Source: RefSeq, a predicted model, not a curated record